AAUCGUUUGCCGGUGGACCCGCCCUCACAUUCAGUCUCCAUGUCAACGGCUCAAACGACGACAUCCGUGUCUGCCCCCUCCACGAGCAGUAAUUAUUCAGUGCCGUCAUCAGCUACUGCUCCUCUCCUUUUGGCUUCAGAGGGAGCCAAAUUACCAACAGAGGGUUGUCGCAAACGACCGGCAACAAGUCUGGCCAUUUCUCGAGCAAACAAAAAUCUUGGAACGUCGACAGACCCCUCGAGUGUAGAUGGUCUCAGUCCUCGCGAACAGCGAGCUCUUCGGAGGAAGGAGAAAUCCCGACUGGCAGCGAAGCUGCGCCGAAAUCAGGAGAGUGACAUCCUCUCUUGCUUACUCAGGGCUCUACCCGUAUCUCUAGAAAAUUCUCAACAAGCAACAACCGAAAUCAAGUCAGUUAGCUCUAAUAGCAACGGCCUCAAUUUAGAAAAGUCCGGAGUUAUUCGCAUGGCUGGACAAACUCUCUUUCUAUACAAUUCUCUUGCACAUGUUUUGGGAAAUAAGGAGGUGCCGCUUAUCAGUUUGCUCAGCAAAUCGCUUUACGGUCUCCUGGUGCAUCCAACUGACUCCACUGUAGUCUACGCAACGCCGCCACUCGCGGAAGCACUCAACUGGCCUUGGAUAAAUCUUAUUGGAAUUAAUCUCCAAAGCCUAACUGAUGAUGGCAAACUUCCGACUGCGUCAGGGCAAACCGUGUGCCUUCGUUUGCUUGAACAGCCAAGCUCACCUACCAAGAGUUCCUUUCUGUCUACCAACCGACCAGCCACGCCCCUCUCCCCUUCCCAUUCGCCCUCCAGUUCCCCCUUCAGCCCCACUCCCCCUUCCGACCAGACCUCCUCACCCCUGUGGUCACCGCAUCUUUAUCGCAGCAGCAAAAGUGGAGGGGGAGGUUGCGGUUCACAACCCCAAGGCGUCUCAUCAGGCGGCAAAGCAGUUUCGCAUCUAGUACGUCAGCUGUUGCUCUGUGAAGACCCGAUGUUGACGAAUUUCGUUGACAGCCGGUGUGUUUGCACGGAGGUGAUUUCACACCAACUGACGAGCCACGACCCAGCGGCCCACGCACUGCCUACUCAACGUCUCCAGUUGCACACCGCUACAACUGGAGACAAGGCACGAUCGAGAUCGCAAAAGAGGGCGCUGCACGCGACAACUUUGAACCAGCUUGGCUACCCCACCCGACGACCGGUCGUCUUACUGUUUCAUACCUUAAAAUUCGAUUUGAUAAAAAACACUUCAUUUCAGAUUUGCUCGUGUUUUGCGAUUCUGAAAGUACCAAUUUCAUCACCCGGAGAGCCGAGGCUCCCACCUACCUCUUCAUGCUUGUUAGAUGCCCCUUCGGAUGCAAAUUCGACCGCUUCUGUUAGCCAUCUUCUACUCUACCUGCUGCAACCCACUCCAAAUAUCGCCAUUGGUAGGGAAAAUGUUGAAUGCUCAGCUAAAAUAUCGCCAGUCCUUCCGUCGGCGUCGUUUCACAGGAACAAGGAACGGUAUUUCCUUAAUAGGCAACGACGUCUAUUGCUGCAGAGUCCGCCACAACCGACCAACGGUGGUCGAUCAGGCUGCCAACGAGAUUUCUUUGUCACCAUCCUCGAUCGUGUCUUGAGUGUGAAGUGGGUCGAGAAUGGGGAUGCAAGCAAGACCUGCAAUUUCGCAUCAAUGAUUGGCCAUUCCUACCUUGACUUCAUUGCAAUCCAGGAUCUGCCAAAAGUGAGCAGUCUACUUACUGAGUGUUUACAACGAAAAUCCCCUGUAUGGACGUCAGCCUAUCGUUUAAGACUUCCAGUGUCCUCAUCUACUGGUACUACAGUCUCAUAUAGCCAGUCGAAGUUCGUUUGGGUUAGGUCACUCUUCUCUACGUCAAAUGCGUUUGGUGCGACCAUCAGGUGCCUGCACCAGCCCAUUGGAGAUGUUCAAUCCCACGGUGUCGAAGCUUACCUUCAAACGAAACCUCACUCAAAUUUCACAAGCCUCUCACAAUUCGCCAGAGAGGAACCUCGACAUCUUAUCGGGAAUUCGCGCCAACGCUUGCUAGCUAGUCACCCAACCACUGCCAAUCUGCCAGUUAAGCGACCAAUCAGAGUGCUGAAAAUACAACCUUAUUUCCAGCCGCAUCAUCAAGAAAUGAAACCACAGCAACAGAACAAACAGGUGACAACUCUCACCUCAAUGUCAGCUAAUCUUACUGUCAAUACUGGACCUUACCUAACCCCCCUGGCAGCUGCUUCAUCAAGGGACACUUCUGUUGUCUACGAGACCACCACGGCCCUAACACCCCAGCCACUUGUUCCGACGCCAUGGCUGGUCUACACUCGGAGUCUAAGCGCGCCUCAGCCGACCCUGGCCAAGUCACCUGCACCGCUUGUCCAAACUCGGUCUCUUAAUGUCUUUUUGGCAGGCGACUUAAACGAGGUGUCUGAUUUGCCUCCUAUGCAACGUUGCCCCAGUCCCGCAAGAAGCCCUGUGGAAUCACAGCAAAUCGAUAAAUUGCCAGAUUCGCCUUCUGACAUAUCUCUGAAUCUGCCAGACAUGUUGCAGGAACUGGGUCCCGAAACACUUGCCAUGCUCGAGGAAAAUGACGAUGCCAAGUCGGACUCCCUAUUGACCAAUCUCAGUUUCGAUGAUAUUCUCUCUUCUAUAAGCAUUAGCACAAAGGCCAGUGAUUGUCACCACGACAAACACUCUCUGACUCCUCUAACAGGCUCCCUGUCCUCCACCGACUCCUCUCCCCCCUCGCUGCCCGAGAGUUUCGCCUCCUCUUAUUCCUGUUCGACCACUUACUCCUCCAAUUUGGCAUCAAAAAUUAGUCAGCAGUUACAAAUCCAGUCUCAGCAGCUCCAACGCGAACCGUCUCUCUUUAAUGACAUGGAACUCGACUCCGAUUUGCCUUCUGACACCGAUGAGUUUUGGGAUGCACUUGUGUCGAAUGUCAUGAAUCUUCCUCUUGAUACGACAAACCUCCCAAUGGAUGUCCGAUAG
Molecule: messenger RNA, 2991 nt
Organism: Mesocestoides corti
Lineage: Eukaryota; Metazoa; Platyhelminthes; Cestoda; Cyclophyllidea; Mesocestoididae
Source: the annotation of a GenBank genome assembly